AUGCUUGGACGCGGACGGACCUUUGCGCGCAGCCUCGGCCGGACGCGGCUCUUCACGACGAGUAUUUAUGUCGAAGGUAUCCACUGGCGCACCGACAGCACGCGGCUCCGCGAAUCCUUUGAAAAGUUUGGCGCCGUCUCUCAAGCCUGUAUCCUGCCAACGUCCGAAGACACGAUGUUUCUCUCGGGCUGCGUCACCUUCAAGCACUCGGAAGACGCGUUUCGCGCCAUGCUCGCCAUGAACGGCCAGGAGCUCGACGGUCGCUUGGUCAAGGUCGACUACUUUGACGGCGAUCUCGACGACAUGGAGUAG
Saprolegnia diclina VS20 is the source of this 312-nucleotide messenger RNA. RefSeq lists its product as hypothetical. Gene Ontology annotation, molecular function: RNA binding. The transcript is spliced from 4 exons. NCBI's taxonomy places the organism in Eukaryota, Oomycota, Saprolegniomycetes, Saprolegniales, Saprolegniaceae. The record is from RefSeq and is a predicted model, not a curated record. The coding region runs from base 1 to 312 and encodes 103 amino acids.